Molecule: messenger RNA, 864 nt
Organism: Pyrgilauda ruficollis (rufous-necked snowfinch)
Lineage: Eukaryota; Metazoa; Chordata; Aves; Passeriformes; Passeridae
Gene: EXOSC1
Product: exosome component 1
Exons: 8
Coding region: 91-723 (210 amino acids)
Biological process (GO): RNA processing
Cellular component (GO): nuclear exosome (RNase complex); cytoplasm
Molecular function (GO): RNA binding
Source: RefSeq, a predicted model, not a curated record
GAACCAAUAGCCGCGACGCUUACAGAGCAGCAUUGACGUCUGGAACCAAUAGGGUGAGGGCUUUCUGGUGAUGCCCUGUCGGCAGCGGGCAUGGCGCCUCCUGCACGCUACUGCGUCCCUGGCGAGCGGCUGUGCAGCACGGAGGAGGCCACGGCUGGGAGCGGGACCUACACUCGUCAUGGCUUCAUCUUCUCCUCGCUGGCUGGCUGCCUGGAGAGAAAGAAUGAGGACAGCGAGCUGCCCGUGGUGUCGGUGGUGAGAGACAGCGAGUCCCAGCUCCUGCCCAACGUGGGGGCUGUGGUGACAUGCAAGGUCUGCAGUAUUAACUCUCGCUUUGCCAAGGUCCACAUCCUGUAUGUUGGCUCCACACCGCUGAAAUCUACCUUCCGAGGCACCAUACGGAGAGAAGACAUCCGAGCCACGGAGAAGGAUAAGGUAGAAGUGUACAAGAGCUUCCGCCCCAGUGACAUCGUCCUGGCCAAAGUUAUCUCCCUGGGGGACGCGCAGUCCAACUACCUGCUGAGCACAGCAGAGAACGAGCUGGGCGUGGUGGUGGCACGCAGUGAGGCAGGAAUGCAAGUUUGGGAAGGAGCAACCCUGACAUAUUGUGCCCCAGGGGUGCAGAUGGUGCCCAUCAGCUGGUGCGAGAUGCAGUGCCCACGGACACACACCAAGGAGUUCCGUAAGGUGGCCCGGGUGCAGCCCCAGUUCCUGCAGACGUAACACCUGAGGGGGCAGGGGGCUGCAGCUCUGGGGCCUGUGGAACCAGAGCAGCCCCUGGGCUCCCACCUCCUUCACAGGUUCAGCCAGGCCUCCACUGGCAGGACAGGUUUGCUGCUUUUGGAUAAUAAAUUUUUUUUGAGA